GCCCCAUCUUUCCGCACUGGCAGUUCCCGCCACUGGACCUGAACCCUGUCGGUUGUGCCUGCCCUGUCUCAACGUCAUGUGCCAGUUGGUCUGAGCUUUGCCGCAUUUCAUUCGCACUCCAGGCAACGCAAUCGCAAACGUGAACCUGCCAACUUCCAUCAUCCCUCAGCACCAACGUCGGAACGCUUGACUCCAUCGCCGUCGCACAGCCUCUCCCUUCCUUUGGACCCCGAACUUUGCGUGUCUCAGCCUGUGGUUUGAUUCACAGAUACGCCAGCCACAAUAGACUUCGCCUUUGAUUACUAGCGCCCUACUCCCUCCGGCCGUCUCGAGUGCUCUUUGUCCACUCCUGCUCACUGUCUUACUCUGCAACACCCGGAAACCCGGAAUCAUUUUGCGCUAUCAACAAUGGCGAAUCCGCUCGACACAGACGCUGGCACCGAGCUUUUCAAACAUUAUGAAGCCGAAUAUCAACUGGUCCAAGCAGACCUGGUGCAGAAGCUUGACCAGAUAGCCGAGUUGUCGGGGGAGCCGAGGAAGGCCGCGUUGAGUGCGGCCGAGCGGGCCUUGGAAGAGACGGGCGAGCUGCUGGACCAGAUGCAGAUGGAGAAGCAGAAUGUGCCCUCCUCACAGCGCGGCGCCAUCAACCGACGGCUGCGAGACUACAAGACCGAUAUUGACGGAUACAAGCGCAAGCUGCGGACUCUGGCAGAUGAUCGGAGUGCCUUGUUUGGCGCACGAUACAGCGACAAUCCAGGCUCCUCGGCUGCUGAUGCCCACUUUGAGCAAAGACAGCAGUUGUUAUCGGGGACGGAACGCCUGGACCGCAGUACGCAACGUCUCAAGGCCAGCCAGGCGUUAGCACACGAGACAGAGGCGAUUGGAGCCAGCACGCUUGCGCAGUUGCAGCAACAGCGCGAGACGAUCGACCACACAACGCGGGUCCUCUAUGAGAGCGAGGGCUACGUUGAUCGGAGUCUGAAGAGUCUCAAAGGGAUCGCUCGUAGGAUGGCUACGAAUCGGGUGAUCACCAUUGCCAUAAUAACAGUGCUGGUAUUGCUCAUUAUUGCUGUUAUCUUUAGCAAAUUCAGAUGAAUCGCUUAGGCCUCGGUCGGUUUGCUGUUGCAGGAUAAUUUUUUGGGCGACGGGUUAGAAGGGCGUUCCGGGUUCUGUAAGACGAGGUUGCGUUUUUCGGGCAGAUGGUUUGGACCAUGUCGAUAUGAAGGAUUCUAGCCAGAUUCUGGACACGCCGGGCAGUUUCAAGAUACGCCGUAAUGCACUCACCAUAGUACAUUCUUCGGUAGCGUAGAGUUUAUAACGGUUUCUUUUCUUCUAUGCAUCAACAUAUGCUGCAGUAUCUCCGUGCUGCU
Molecule: messenger RNA, 1370 nt
Organism: Canariomyces notabilis
Lineage: Eukaryota; Fungi; Ascomycota; Sordariomycetes; Sordariales; Chaetomiaceae
Product: V-snare-domain-containing protein
Exons: 3
Coding region: 409-1095 (228 amino acids)
Biological process (GO): macroautophagy; vesicle fusion with Golgi apparatus; retrograde transport, endosome to Golgi
Cellular component (GO): ER to Golgi transport vesicle membrane; late endosome membrane; SNARE complex
Molecular function (GO): SNAP receptor activity; SNARE binding
Source: RefSeq, a predicted model, not a curated record